Molecule: messenger RNA, 2310 nt
Organism: Akanthomyces muscarius
Lineage: Eukaryota; Fungi; Ascomycota; Sordariomycetes; Hypocreales; Cordycipitaceae
Exons: 13
Coding region: 1-2310 (769 amino acids)
Biological process (GO): transmembrane transport; metal ion transport
Cellular component (GO): membrane
Molecular function (GO): metal ion transmembrane transporter activity
Source: RefSeq, a predicted model, not a curated record
AUGAAGCCUCUCUGUACUGCACGCUUCGACAAAGGCCAGACAAAAUGCGCAGCUGUAUAUAUGCCAUAUGUCGCUCCAGCCUGGCACUGUUUUGACAUGGAUUGCGACCCGCUACUGCAACACUACGUGGAGCACGAUUGCGUGAUCCAUGAAAUGAGGACGCUCGAUGAGUACUUUUACCACCGUUGUCGAUUGGAAGAUAUAGGCCAAACGAUGGAAGAUCGCAAUGGUGACCAGGUUUUGAGCAGAUACGCACACAAGCGUCUGGGUGCCAAAGAUGAUCGGGUAUUGGUCAAUGUCGGCCAGCUGUGGGUUUGGAUCGUGGAUAAAGAUACCAUCGUUACAUCUGCGACUCAUCGGCGCGACGGUGAGUUCGAUCCAGUCUUUACGGCUGCACUCGCAGCUUUGCAAAAAUCCAUCGAUGCGGGAGGCAAAAGCCCACAGAACUCGUUUGAGAUGGCGAAUCUCGUCAUGACCUCGUGCAUCAACUUGCUACAUUGGCAAUUUAAGAUGAAUGAGCUACCCAAAUGGAUGAAUUGGCUGGACCCUUGGGAGAAUUAUGGCAGAAUUAUCAGAGGCAAAGUACAGGGUCUCCAAAAGCAAGAAAUCACUUGGACUCUUGGGACAUGCGAGACGCCGCUUGGAGAGGAUGCGAUAUGCAUCAGUGAAAUAUUCGUCACUGUCACCGCCGAAGCCGCAGCAAAAGAAGGCAGACUUUACCAGAAGUUUAUUGACAAACACAAACAAGUGGCCGAGUGCGGGCGCUCCUCCACUCAGGGCGGUGACAGCCCCUCGUCGCCAAACGAUCGCAUUGAGGCUGCCCAACUGUUCCGUGAGAUCAAGGAUAUCCGUGAUGAGCUUAAGAUGCUCCGGGUUAUUGCCGAGUCUCAGCGCUCCGUUCAAAAAGAAUUUCUCGUCCUCGCAAGCAUCCAACCUCAAGCUGGCGGGUUCAAGGACGUUGUCGAUGACCUGCUAGAAAUGGACAAGAAUAUCGAGGUUAUCGAAACAUCUGUCAAUAGAACCUUGACUCUCCAACAAAAUGCAACCGCUAUUGCGCAGACAGACGCAGCGGUAUACCAAGGGCGGAUUCUCUUACUGUUUACGGUCGUCACCAUUGUUUUUCUACCCAUGUCAUACUUUACCUCGCUGUUCGCAGUACAAAUUGACACGUUCCUCAAGACUCCGCCUUGGGCAUUUGGCAUCAUGUUCGGUGCGUCGUCAUUGAUUUCAGUGACAUUGGCCGUCUACGCCUUUUACUCGGACAAUGCGAACGCGCUCGUUAAGCACACUUGGGAGCGCCUAAAUGGUGUCUAUCGCUCUUUUAAGGAAGCCCGAGAUGCUUCGGAUGCCGCGGGUGGUGAGCAAAAUCUGGGCGACGACCGCUCAGCACUGGGCCUCUUUAACUGGAUGCCAAAGCUUGGAGACUACUGGCAGGUUUUUCUUCGUAAACUCGCCUGGUCACGCGCAGUUUACUGGAUACACGUGAGGGCUUCACACUGGCGCGCAAGGCUUCUGGCCUGGUGGCCGUUUCGUGCCAGCCCAGACACUACCUUGCCCCGGGUUGAGUCUACUACACCCUCGGGGCCAUCUGGCUCUAUUGAAAGGCGUCCCGAGAAGCUUCGCAUGCGUUCUUUGGGUAUGAGGCUGACUCCAUGGGCACAUGAGGCUGUGAACGCACAUGGAUUCACGCAAUUUUCAUCACAAGUGUGCAGGCCACGUUAUAAUGAUUGCAGUGGAGCGAAACACUGGUAUCAUUUCGUUCGCCGUGUUGGUGGCACUGGUGACAAGGCCGUCUGGAGUGCAGUGAUGCUGCUGUCGUACAAUAUCAUCUUCCUACAGCUCUUCCUUUCAGUGCAAACCGCGGAAGAGUCACUUGUUUCUCUUCGUGCAGCGCAGUUUGUCUUGGAGCAUGAAAUGCGCAAAGAGGUGCUUCCGUCUGUAAUUGAAGUUUUUCGAUUCAGAAGCAGCCACAAAAGACCCUGUCUCGCAGAAUUUAACGACGUCUGGGCGCAGCACCUCGUUGAGACCCAGAUGUGCGACAAGAUCGUGCGGCACGGCGACUGCUGUGCCUUUGUCAUCGGCAUCGACGUAGAGCCUCUCGAGUACAUGAUCGAAUGCAGUGAACACAUCUAUCUGGCCAUUUGCCGUAUUCUCAUUGCGGGUGCGACCCUUUCCGGUCUGUAUAAUGCGCCAUCGUACACGAGUGGCCCUAUCGAGCCCAGUGACGAUGACCUUUCCGACGACCAGCAGGAGGCGCUGCUAUCGUUCCCUGCAUUUUGCAUGCGUUCAGAGCCAGGAGAUGAUGUAUAA